CUCAUGGGCAUCUGCUCACGUCGGCGUCGGCAGACACCACACUUAAGACUUGGGAUGCUAGAGCAGGAAAGCUUUUACGUCACCAUGUUGGCCACCAAGGACCCGUAUUUGACGCUGCGUUGGGUUUGGGUGGGACGGUGGUUGUGAGUGCAGGCGAUGACGGCAUUUGCUUGGUGUUUGGCACGGAUCAACCGUGAUGUAUGUGAGGCAAGCGGAUAGCCUGGCAUCUGGCGCGGCGUCGAUAAUGCGUAUAAAUCGCCCCUUAGACGUAGUUAUGGUAUACUUAGUUCGUCGCCCUUUUUGGGCUUGACCCAAAAAGGAAGCGUAAUCAGCACAGCCUCAUGCAUUCCUAAUCCCAGCCAAAUCUCAGCGAGGCCAAAAGACGCUGAAAGGGUUUCCGGACUCUACCACUUGUCGCAAGCAGCCACAGGAAUUAUCAACAGCAGUUGGAUGCCCUACUAAAAACAUACCUUAAGUGAUGGAUCGCCCAACUAAUCAACCCGAGGGCUCCUCACAGCGGAACUCCUUCACGUACAUUCUUUUGAUAACAUGGAUUGUUUUCAUGACCAGCGGCUUUGGGGAGGAUGUGACUACGCGGAGAGACUUGGAGGAUAUCCUGGAUAGGAUGGAGGACAGGAUAUCAAACUACUCAGCUUGGCUGAAUGGAACGAGUUCGAAUUUUACUCUGACACCCGAACCUCCUACUCUUACACCCCUGCUAAAUAAUAUGUUACCGCCCAUCGAUAUCCCGGACCCCAGAACUCAUUCAUAUUAUCGUAACAUCACUGGAUUUAUUGAAGGAAAGACCAAGGCUUAUAAUCUAAGUGACAAACAUCUUGGAUCGUCCUGGGCACCAUUUGCUGUGCCAUUCGCCAAUUCACUCAAUACUACAGAGACACAAGCAAACAUCGGUCUAUGGAAUAUCUCCGAGGCGAAGAAACUUUCUGCGAACGUGAGAGAGUAUGGCGCGUUGACCUCAAAUAACAUCCACUUCCUUCGAGGCACAGUGGAUUUUGCGGAUAGGGACUCCAGUAGGAUUGUCAAGUACGAACUUGACGCAGUACACGUAUUAGAAACUGGGACGUUGUACGGUUUUGCGAAGAAGUUGGGGAGUCGAACGGAUAUCCGUCAUGUGUCGGCCUUGGUCCCUGAGAGAUAUAGGAAUGAAACCGCGCAAGCGGUCCUUUCGGAGCUCGAGCAAAGACGAAGGAGACUGAAGGCAUUUCUACAAUCUGGACAAUCCGUUGACUCCGACGCAUCUCCAGACUCUGAGACCAAGCGUGGAUAUUGCUCAUACAUUUUCCGUGCUCAGCUGUUUCCUACCCCAGCACCUCAAAAUUUGUUACGGGAAUUCGAAGAAGAGAUCAUGCAACCUACUGGUCAACAAACUAUUCAGGCUGAACCCGCCGAACUGGAUGCGGUUUUCGUUAGCCAUGACUGUGGUGUGCUCGUCGAGAUGAAGAAGGGAACUACACUCAGAUCUGAUACCUUCUGGAGGAAGUCCGUUACAUAUUCUUCGGUUGCGUUUUGCCUGUACCUUGUCAUUGCAUAUUCCCUUGCAAAUCAAAUCGAGUGGACGCGCACCCCCGCUUCAAUUUCUCGCGUUUCAAGAUGGCCGUUUGUUAUCCAAGCUCUGGCCGACCUUUACGCUUUCCUCCUGCACAUGACCAUCGGGGUGACAUCGAAUAAUCGUGCAUCUCUUUCGUUGAUAGCACCAGGUUUCGUGGCAGCUGUUCUAUUCUUUGUUUUGGAGGUGCGUUAUGCGGUUCUUAUUCAUCGCAUUCAAGCUCCAGAAGAUGCAGCCGCUGCCGCCGCACGACCGUCCCCUCCCCCUCCUACGCCCGCGGCCGCCGCAGCAACAGCAGCAAUUAACCGUCGUCAGACAGCUGCGUCAGCUCCGCAAGUUGCUUCAUUGCCAACCAGAACCCCUGAAGAGCCCGCCCGAACAACGCCUCGAUUUCCACUCCUGCAUAUAAUUGUAAAUGUUAUUAGCGAACCACUGAUGGCCGGCUGGAUAUCGAUGAUUCUGUCUAUCAUCAUUCUGUUGCAGCUCAUGGUCAAUCCAAAGCUCAUACUGGGUGUUCUGUACGCGUUCCAUUCAUUUUGGAUACCUCAAAUCGUCAGAAAUGCAAAAAGGGGCACAAGGAGAGCAUUACGGAAGAGAUAUGUUUUAACUACUACAGUCUGCCGCGCCUUCUUCCCUUUAUAUGCUCUCGCAUGUCCGAAGAAUGUGUUAUUUUUCGAUACAGAUUAUCGGGUCUGGACCCCGAUCGCCUGGAUGAUCGUUCAGGUUGGCAUCCUCUUCGGUCAGGAAUAUUUGGGUCCAGCAUUUUUCUUGCCCGUCGGUUGGGAGCCUGCUAAGACGUACGAUUACCACGCUGUCAUCCCACUGCCCGAUCCUGAGACGCCCGAUCAAGCUCAAGCGCUCGGAGAUUGCUCGGUUUGUUUGGAACCAAUCGUGCACCAACCACCAGACGCGUCUCGCUCCGAUAAAGAGAAAGACCUGGGCACCACUAGCCUCCUUGGGACCUCGUUGAGACUAUACAGUAUCGCACCUUGUCAUCAUAUGUUUCACACUGCUUGCCUUGAGAAAUGGUUGGGUGUGAAGAACAUAUGUCCCGUUUGUAGGAGGCAUCUUCCGCCAUUGUAAUCCAAUUUCUUCA
Messenger RNA from Cantharellus anzutake, 2663 nucleotides. RefSeq lists its product as uncharacterized. Bases 479 to 2650 code for a protein of 723 amino acids. Lineage: Eukaryota; Fungi; Basidiomycota; Agaricomycetes; Cantharellales; Hydnaceae. The record is from RefSeq and is a predicted model, not a curated record. Gene Ontology annotation, molecular function: zinc ion binding. The transcript is spliced from 14 exons.